Molecule: messenger RNA, 2915 nt
Organism: Momordica charantia (bitter melon)
Lineage: Eukaryota; Viridiplantae; Streptophyta; Magnoliopsida; Cucurbitales; Cucurbitaceae
Product: Outer arm dynein light chain 1 protein
Cellular component (GO): cytoplasm
Molecular function (GO): protein binding
Source: RefSeq, a predicted model, not a curated record
CGGUGGUCUAUUUAUCUGCACCAGCGGGUCUUCAUCUUCCUGAAUUUUCACAAUCACGCAUCUCUCUUUUUUUCUCUCGUUACUCUGUUGGGCUACUGCUGGAACGAAAGCGAUUGUUCAGUUUGUGGCUCAAUUGAGGCAAUCUGGAGGAUCUCAUCGCCAAAAGGUGAUUUCCUUUCUAAUUUCAUUUUCUUUCUCGCCUUCCAUUUCCCAAUCAUGCUCAAUUUCAUUGGAUUUCCCUUUUUCAUUUCAAACUGCGGAUUAAGCUUCUUUUCCCCGAUGUAGCAAUGUUUCAAAUACGGAACCAAUGAUUUCCUGGAUUUGGAAUUGGGAUUUGUUUUCUUUUUUGUGUUAGGGUUUCGGAGUUCGCUCAUACGGUUCUGGUUUGUUUGUGAUAAGGUUUUGUUGUUAUCUUGGAGAAUUUUGUUGUGGAGCUUCCGAGGAGGAGCUGCCUCGUUUACAACUCUGGCCGACACCGCAGUGAUUUCGUCUCGAUCUUCCUGCACAGUUGCCCUUUUCCGGGAAUUUUCUGGUCCAUGGGCGUCGUCCGAUUGCACUUUUUUGUUGGUUCGGCGUCUUCCGAUCGACUACGGCUAAUGUCAAUCCGAUCCAUCUUUUGAAAAAAAAAAUAUUAUAUUGAUCUAUCGAAAGCAUUAGCGAUGUGAGCAUUUGAAGCAUAAAUUCAAGGAGAAGUGUAAGAAGGCUAGGUGGAGGGAAUAGUUCUAAGAACAGAGACGUCUUAAGAGGAUUUUUCUUUUUUGUUUCCAUAAAUUUUACGAUGGCAAAAUUCAAUUGCUUCUCUGUUCGGGCUGGGAAGAAGAAGAAAACCAAGACUUUGCAAGUCAGCAUCCAUCACCCUGAGGAGCCCUUUCAAGUUGAAGAAGCGAAGUCGUCAACUCUGGACGUUUCGAUUCAUUACCCAUCUGAGAAUGAUUCUAGGCUGGAUGUCAAGAUAACCAACCAUGAGAUUCCUAUAAGACGAGGAGCUGUAGAAGCAGCAUAUGAAGGUGAAGAUGAGCGCGACGACAACUCCAUCAAGCGGAACCUUUCUGAUUAUGAUCUCCCUGCCCAAGCCACCUGCGGAGAAGAAUUUGAGUUUAGGUUGUCUAAUGCGUCGGGGAAACAAUUUGAUAAGAUCACCAUUGAAGGUGGUGGAGGCGCUGAUAUGACGAUCCAAAGUGGACAUGUUAGUGAUCCUGGAAUUGGUAGGGCCGUAUCCUGGGCAUCACCUAAACUUAAACGCUCCUGCUCGAAUUUGGAAACCAGGGAUGUGCUUAGAAAUUUAACUCAUCAGUUGCCUCCAACAAAGUCCCAGUCCUAUGAAGAAUUGCAAGGACUGGCAGACAAAAUGAGGAACUAUGUGGAUCCUGGCAGUCCGGGUUCGGUUAUGACGCAUCACAGUGCUGAUAAAGUGAUGUUGAAGAAGCGUUCUUCGAGCCAGAUCCUUCCUUCCAGAAGUAGAAGGUUGUGGUGGAAGUUGUUCCUGUGGAGCCAUAGAAACCUACAAAAUCCGUGGAGUACCAAGGCCCCUCCCACCAGCUUUGCUUUCAACCAGCAAGGUGGGUAUUGUUCGGAUAGUCUCGAGCCGAACAGAGCAGCGGGAAAAGGUAUGAUGGAAUCACCUGGAUCAUUUGCUGAGGAAACCUGGGCAGGCCCGAGUAACAUCAAAAGUGAAGAUCAGAAUCAGGAGAGUUUGUGUAAUGGAGUCUCUGGUCUAUGGCCACAGAACCAGUGGGUUGCAUUCUCAGCAGAAUCAUCUUCACUAAGAAGAGUGGAUGAGUGGGUGAAAGAUCUUCAAAUCCAACCCCGUCUUGAGGUUGGGGAUGAUGGUGAUGAUGAUGCAGAUACUUUCUUCCCACCAUCUCCCGAGAGAAGUUCAACUCACAUAACUCGACGCGGAGAACCCAAUCUGACAGAAGAGAUUUUGUAUGCCAAUAGCGUCAUACAGUCCCUGAAUUCUUCCUCAACCGUAGCUCACAUCUCUGGUAUAGGCUUAAAAGCCAUACCCACAAUCUCACACCUAUCCGGUCUUAGAUCUGUAAACUUGUCCGGAAAUCUCAUAGUUCACAUAAAUCCUGGAUCACUCCCCAAGGGAUUGCACACUCUUAACUUGUCCAGGAACAAGAUAAGUGCCAUUGAAGGACUCAAGGAAUUAACGCGACUUCGGAUUCUUGAUCUGAGUUACAAUCGCAUAUCUCGCAUAGGACAUGGAUUGUCAAACUGUGCAAUUAUCAAGGAACUCUAUCUUGCUGGCAACAAGAUUAGCGAUGUUGAGGGACUGCACCGACUCUUGAAGCUCACAGUUCUCGACCUAAGCUUCAACAAGAUCUCAACAACCAAAGCUCUGGGCCAACUUGUUGCCAACUAUAACUCGCUUCAAGCUCUUAAUCUGUUGGGGAAUCCAAUUCAAAGCAACGUGAGCGAUGAGCAGCUACGCAAGGCAGUCGUUGGCCUUCUUCCAAACCUUGUCUACCUUAACAAGCAGGCCAUCAAAGCACAGAGAGCACGAGAAGUAGCAACCGAUAGCAUCGCUAAAGCUGCACUAGGGAAUAGCAGUUGGAGCUCACGUCGAAGAACAUCAAGAAAAACGAGCCAUGUUGCAUCAUCUCCCAUUAGUGGGCACAGAAGCACUGCAAGUGUUGCACACAAAGGAGGCAGGCACAGAUCAAAAGCCGCCCCAACCUUACGCCAUUCUUCGUUGGGGAUGCCGUCAUCUGCUCUUGCCUCUUCAUCUCGUUAGAGACCAAAAAGACAUUCAUUGGGAAGCAUUUUCUGUUUUGAUUUGUUUUUCGUUUCGUUUUUUUCCCCUCAUUUGCCGUCCUGUUUUUCCCGUCCAUAGAACUACGUUUGCCUUUGUGAGUUAAGAAUAUUGUUUUUCCUCUGGCAUGAUAAUAAUCUAUUUAUUUCGUAUUUUC